GGACACACUACCUCGUCGCGCCGGUGACCAGCAGGUCGUCGACACAGACGUGAUCUAUCAUCCUCAAGCGCGGCUUCACCCUGCCAUCUGGGCCCUUUGUUGACGUGGAUUGAUUGCGCCCAUCCAUUCUGCUGCGUCUCUCAUAUGUGGACGAGGUCGAACCUAUUGUUCAUCACGUAGGAUGCCGCUGUUCUGUGAUUGUUUGCGCGUCUGUGGCUUGAUCUUCCGAUCUUCACAAUUCAAACUGGGUUUAAGUUAGAUGUGCCAUCUCGCCGAGCCACCGCCGCCCUUACCACACGCGCGGAGUGUCCCUAGAUCAUGAUACGGUCUGCGCCGCAUAGCCAUCCAUAAAGCCCAUCUCACUCACACUCGCAAAUUCCCCGCAGCCAACAUGGAUCGAUCCCUCUACAAGACUGUUAUCACGAAACGUGAUCUCAAGUACAGCUACGCGUCCAUCCCCGCUGAAGGCACGCCCAGAGAUACGCUCCUCUUCGUCCAUGGCUUCCCCUCAACUUCGUACGACUGGCGCAACCAGGUCGAUUUCUUCAGGAAGGCGGGGUUUGCGCUGAUCAUACCCGAUUUGCUGGGAUCGGGCGAGACGGACAAGCCGAGGGACACUGAGCUGUUCAGGCCGAGUGCGAUGGCGGCGGACGUCAUCGAUAUCCUCGAUGCGGAGAACGUGGGCGAGGUCAUCGCGAUUGGUCAUGACUGGGGAAGCAUCCUCACGUCACGCCUGGCAAGCUACUAUCCGGGGCGUUUCAAAGGGUUCGCUUUUUUCGCCGUCGGGUACUCGCCGUCGGCUGCCGAGUUCGAGUAUGAGGCAGCUAUGGCGUUGAUCAAGCAAUACAUCGGUUACGAGACGUAUGGCUACUGGCAUUUCUUCUGCGAAGACGGCACGGCCAAGGUUAUCGAGGAACAUUUGGACUCCUUCCUGAGCGCGUUGUAUCCAUUGGACCCUGCGACAUGGAAGACCGACAUGGGACCGCGGGGCACGCUGAAAGCGUGGAUACUGAAUGACCGGAAGGCGCCUUGGCCGUCUUACCUCAAAGAGGAGGACGUGAAGUACAUCUCUGAUCUGAUCAAGAGAUACGGAAUCGACUCUUCGCUCAACUGGUACAGGACCUAUCUCAGCGGCAUAGCUGCGGCGGAUGACAAAGCCAACCAAACCAUCACGAAACCAGUGUUGUUUGGUGCCUGCCAGAAGGACUACGUGUGCAUUCCCGUGCUGUCUGUGCCAACGAUGCAGAAAGUAUGUACGAACCUGACAAUCAAAGACUACGAUACUGGGCACUGGGUCCAGCUCGAAGCGUCAGACAAGGUCAACGCUGACCUUCUGGAGUGGAUCAACGGAUUCACGGAGAAGGCGUAGGAUGCACAUGCCUGUCGUGAAGCCGAUGGACAUGUGUGUCUGUACUCAGAACCUUGAGGCGCCCUCUCGAUGGUGUAUAUUAGUUGUUUGACACGUGUACGUAUACGA
Messenger RNA from Rhodofomes roseus, 1477 nucleotides. Its product is annotated as Alpha/Beta hydrolase protein. Gene Ontology annotation, molecular function: catalytic activity. Bases 392 to 1369 code for a protein of 325 amino acids. Lineage: Eukaryota; Fungi; Basidiomycota; Agaricomycetes; Polyporales; Fomitopsidaceae. The transcript has 7 exons. The record is from RefSeq and is a predicted model, not a curated record.